AUGGUUCCAGUACGGUAUGAAAACCAACAGCAUAACCUACUCGCACUUGUGGUCAAAGGUCAAGGUCCAAACCUGUUUGGCCGAGAUUGGUUGCGUGUAAUCAAAAUGAACUGGGCCUUAAUAUUCCAAAUAAAUGAAUGUCGUCCUUGCAGUGAAUUGAAGGAAUUUCUUGAAACCCACAAAGAGGUUUUAACCGAAGAAUUAGGUACUUUGGAAGGAACAACAGCAAAAAUCUAUGCAAAUCAAGAUGCACAACCCAAAUUUGUGAAGGCUCGGCCAAUUCCUUUUGCCAUGAAAAUUCCACUGGAACAAGAAUUAGAGAGACUAAAGCGAGAGGGAAUCAUAUCUCCAGUUGAAUUUUCAGAUUGGGCUUCGACAAUAGUGACAGUAGCCAAACCAGAUGGAUUGGUCCGCGUAUGUGGUGAUUACAAAGCAACAAUUAACCAAGCUUCGAAACUAGACAACUACCCAAUACCGAAGACGGAAGAUCUGCUUACAACCCUCAGUGGAAGCCAAAAAUUCACUAAGUUGGAUAUGUCACAAGCCUACCAACAGUUGCGGCUAGAUGAGGAGUCCAAGAAGUACACCACAAUUAACACUCAUAAGGGACUUUACCAAUAUAAUCGCUUACCUUUUGGCAUAUCCUCGGCUCCAGGUAUAUUCCAGCGGACACUAGAGAACUUACUUCAGGGUAUUCCAAGUGUCAUUGUGCGAGUUGAUGAUAUUCUUGUAGGCGGUAAAGACGAUGCAGAUCACCUAUCCAAUUUGAAUGCAGUGUUGACGCGACUGUCUGGAGCGGGCCUAAGAUUGAAGAAGAUCAAAUGUUGUUUCAUGGCAUCAGACGUGACAUAUUGUGGCUAUGGGAUAAACAAGAACGGAAUCCAUCCGGUGGUUGAAAAAGUCGAAGCCAUCGCUAAAGCACCAGAGCCAGAGAACAUUAACCAAUUACGAUCAUUUCUUGGAAUGCUAAACUACUAUCACAGAUUCUUACCAAAUGUGGCAACGAUCCUAGAGCCACUACACAGACUACUACGACAGGGAACCAAGUGGGAGUGGGGAGAAGAGCAAAAGGCGACAUUUGACUAUGCAAAAGAGCUCCUACAAUCAGCUGACUUACUCAUUCAUUUUGAUCCGACCAAGCCGUUAAUCUUAGCGACAGAUGCAUCGAAUUACGGAGUUGGGGCCGUUUUGUCACAUGUAUUUCCUGAUGGGACAGAAAAACCGAUAGC
Messenger RNA from Paramuricea clavata, 1229 nucleotides. The record is from the annotation of a GenBank genome assembly. Lineage: Eukaryota; Metazoa; Cnidaria; Anthozoa; Malacalcyonacea; Plexauridae.